Molecule: messenger RNA, 2961 nt
Organism: Alternaria viburni
Lineage: Eukaryota; Fungi; Ascomycota; Dothideomycetes; Pleosporales; Pleosporaceae
Exons: 2
Coding region: 1-2961 (986 amino acids)
Source: RefSeq, a predicted model, not a curated record
AUGGCCCUCAACCUCGCCGCCGCGGCUCCUCUGAAGCCCGAGAUCCGACUGGAUCAAGCCUUGAAACAGUUCGAAGCAAUACUUUCGGACGAACAAAAGCUCACGUUUCGGGCCCAGCAGGAACAAACAGUCAAGUCGCCUCCUGGCACCAAGGACGUUAUGCGAAUCACCGCAGGGAUUGACGCUUCGCGGAAAGUGGGAGAGCGUUGCUUUGGACCUCGGUUUUCUAAGUUUCUCCAUGGAGCGCAACAGUUUGCUGCUAUUGGAGAUGUGGUUGUAGGCAGUUCCCAGAAUGUCAUGGCUUGUGGUGUAUGGACAGUGAUACGGAUGAGUUUACUGGCGGCUACUACUCAUUCAGCGUACAUCGAAAGUUUGUCUUCCCUUCUUAUGGAAGCUGGCCACUCGACUCAACAGCACUCAGAUCUGGCAGUGCUAUACCCUCGCUCAAAGACUCUGCAAACCAACGUCAUCGAGUUCUUCAUUGUUGUGGUACAGAUAUGUCUCCGUUUCCACCGGUAUGCCCAGAAGUCUGCUUUGGGCAGAUUCACAUCUUCACUCAAUGAUAGUGAUAUCAAAGAACUGCGAUCCAGUCUCAUAGCUUGGUCGAAGUCGAUUCAAGAAGAGAUCACGACCCUUGUUGCACAAACGGUCGAAACAGAAGCCAAGAGUAAUUCGGGCUUCAGAGCACUGAUGAGCUCCAGCUUUAACAAAGUUUCUGAACAGCAAAGGCAUAAUGAUCUUCGGAAGAUUCGGAAUCGCUGUUCAACCUACGACUACGAAACCCCAUGGAGACAGAUCCGCAAAGCUGGUAACACUUGCUUGUAUAAGCAAUUACCUGAGUACAACCGAUGGAUAGUGGCACCAGCUUCAGAGACCCUGGUUCUGGUUGAGAAACUUGGAUAUGGGAAAUCUGUCACGCUUGCGAAUAUUGUGGAUGAUCUCAACUUGCGUAUCGACCCUAAGGUUUCUGGACUCGCAUAUUUCUUCUGCCGACACGAUUGUGCCGAGAGCAAAUUUGCAAGAACGGUGAUGGGUGCACUCGUACGCCAGAUUAUCAGCCCACUCCUACAUCUCUUCGAUGAAUCUCAUGUCUUGGAUACAUACAAUCUCUCUCAACUCCUUGGUCUGAUUCGUCGCGUCAUUCCUUCCGAAUAUGUCAUGUAUAUCAUACUUGACGGCCUGGAAAUCUGUUCUCCCUUAGAACGAAAGACAGUUACGAAGCAACUGGAACUUUUGACUGCGCAUUUCAAUGUACAUGUCUGCAUUUCCCGCCGCCUAGAACCUUAUACCGAGCUGCAGUCUAUCGCCAACGACUUCCCGAAAGCAACUGUUGCCAGGCUGCCCAAUAACGCUUCGGAUAUCGAAACAUACGUCGUAGCGCAACUGGAGACCGCUUUAUCGACUGGAUCCUUGAUUCUGGGUGAACCCACUAUCAUCCUUGACAUCACGGAGUCACUUUUGGAAGGCUCACAACACAUGUUUCUCUGGGUCGCUCUCCAGAUCCAAUCGCUUUGCAUGAUGCAAAGCGAUCACGACAUUCGGAAAGCUCUUACCAACUUGCCCCAGGAUCUUUCGCAGAUCUACAGCCAAAUACUGCAGCAAGCAAAGUGUCUUGACCAGCCAUCGCAAUCGGAUAUAUUCAAGCUUAUAUUGGCUGCGAGACGGCCACUCACGCUUUCCGAAAUGCGAGAAGCACUAAGCGUUGCCCCAGGUGACACUACGUGGGACCAUUCUAAGCUUCUUAACAGUGUUUACCCAGCACUAGCGAGCUGUGGGUGCCUGAUCACCGUAGACGAGGAGGAACAUACGAUCCGUACAGUCCAUCCGAGUGUGAACCAGUUCUUGCUCCAAGAAACUUCCACCACCCCAGAAGUGAUUCGCGGGAUCCACUUCACAAUGGAGGACGCCCAGUCACUGAUGUCAUCGAUCCUUAUCACCUACCUUGGCUACGGCACAUUUGGCACGGAGCUUGCUGUUCGCCUGCCUUUAAAUAACGUGGGAUCACCGCCAGCCCACAUUAGUGACUCUACGAUGGGUACGAACAAAGGAGUUUCUGUCACGGCUUUGAAGCUAUUGCGGUCACGAAAGCAGACUAAUUUCGAUCCUUCGGAUACUAUCGCUGAAAACUUCACGACGUCUAGACAUCCGGACAUGGACAUUUUCGUCUUCCAACAUUACGCAAAGAUGUACGCUCUACAACAUCUAUCAGAACUUCCUGCUGUAUCAUGCGCUGCUUCAGAGAAUCUGUUGCGAAUGCUGAGCAGUGGCACAAUAAUCGUCCAUACCAACGAAGAGGCAAUCGGACUACUAUGGCUCAUGCUCCAACCGCCUGGAAGAUCAGACAUCCUCAAGCUUCUCACGCACAUAAACUUGUUUGCAGUUGACGGUUCGUGGGGUCAGAAGAAUCUGUUCAGGCAACUGCUCCAUUCAGCCAUAGCCAAUGGUCGUAUGCAGGCGAUGAAGUAUCUACUAGACUUGUACUGUUCGAUCGCCUACAGGUCUUCCGAUGCUAUGCAGCCAAACACGAACCUUGUUAUCCCCGUACUUAGAGGGUUUAUAGAGGCACUGGUACCGGGAUCAAGUCCACCUAGAGCGAGAGGAAAUGCACUUUAUAGGAUGGAAGCAGAGGAGUUCUUUGGACUUGAAUGCGAGCUUUUAUGUGUUGCUAUCAAGUCCCAUCAAGACCGCGCAUUGGAGAUUAUUAUGCGCUACGAUUCCUUUGUUAUCGGCAGUUACGGAACCCUGCGGGAAAAGCCUAUUUUCAUUGCUGUACAGCAGCAGAAUAUUGGGGCUCUGAGGAUAUUACUCUCAGAAGAACACAGGAAGAAAUUACCACUAGCGACAAAGCAAGCCGGAAUGGUUAUGGCCCUAAUUGAGAAGAUAGAAGAUGACUCUGUUCCUUCGUUACUAAGCUCUAUCAAAGACAUGUAUCCGAAAGCUUCUCCUGAGAAGUGGCGUUAG